This is a messenger RNA of Haliotis rubra (blacklip abalone), 2188 nucleotides long. RefSeq names its product UBX domain-containing protein 7-like. Gene Ontology annotation, molecular function: ubiquitin binding. The coding region runs from base 17 to 1609 and encodes 530 amino acids. The record is from RefSeq and is a predicted model, not a curated record. The transcript has 12 exons. Gene Ontology annotation, biological process: proteasome-mediated ubiquitin-dependent protein catabolic process. Lineage: Eukaryota; Metazoa; Mollusca; Gastropoda; Lepetellida; Haliotidae. Gene Ontology annotation, cellular component: nucleus.
GCUCCGACUGAGCAAAAUGGCGGAAUCCAGGGAAGAAAACAUUGUUGACGACGCGAAGAUAGAACAGUUUUGUGCAGUGACAGGGUCGUCAGUUGAGGCUGCCAAAGAGUUGCUGCAAGUAUGUUGUGGGAACCUGGAGAUGGCGAUAGGUAUGCACAUGGAUGGGUCGUGUGAAGCGGCUCCUGCUGCCCCGGCCGCACCCUGCCCUCUCUACCCCGAUGACAGUCUCGGUCACAGUUCCACUGCAGGGGCUAGUGCUGAUGUCAGCGACAGUGAUGCAGUAAGAGCACCAAUACCACAGAGAAGGGAAGUGUUGGUGGAGGAAGCAGCUAAUCUAGGCUUUCGACCAAGACGAAGACAAACAAGAUCAGUAUUCGAUGGUUUUCGAGAUUUUCAAGCUGAAGCACGUCAACAAGAGCAGAGACUGACGGGGAACCACAGCAGAAGUGGAGUUGAAGGAGGGGGUGGGGGCGGGAACAAGCAGAGGACGCUCGAGGAUCUCUUCAGACCUCCCAUUGAUCUCACAUACAAGGGAACAUUCCAGAAUGCCCGAGACAACGGAACACGCCAGAACAAGUGGCUGCUAGUCAAUGUCCAGAACGUCCAGGAGUUCCCUUGUCAGGUCCUCAACCGGGACAUCUGGAGCUGCCCCCACAUCAGGAGCCUCAUCAAACAACACUUCAUAUUCUGGCAGGUUUACCACGACAGUGAGGAAGGCAAAAAGUACAUGCAGUUUUACAAGAUAAACGAAUGGCCGUAUGUGUCCAUUGUUGAUCCCCGCACAGGAGAGAACCUUGCUGAAUGGUCCAAAAUAGUAUCAGCAUCAGCGAUGCGCACAAUGUUCAGUGAGUUCCUGCUGAACCACCAAAACCCUGAUUCAGCAGACAGCAGUCCACCAUCAAAAAGAAUGAAAAGAGAACCAAGCAUAGUAGAUGCCAGUGAAGAGGAUCAGUUGAAGGCAGCCAUUGAGGCCUCCUUGAAACAAGAGACAUCACAGCAGGACGAUUCAUGUAUAUUUGUUGACACUGACUCUGAAGCUCAGUCAGAUGACAUGGAAACUUUCUCAGACUCAAAUGAGGAAAGCAGUCGAAGUGAAAUGCCAAGCACAUCAACGUGCCAUAGAAACAAUAAUUCCAAAGGACACGCCAAAGACUCCGAUGUUGUGAAUAACGUGAACAGUAAAUCCUUGCCUAGCACCAGUGUGGAUGGGAAUGUGAGGGAAGGCAGUAGUAGGCAGGUGUGUGUAGCUCAACUGGACAACAUGGCGGGAAGGGACAGCUCCAAGGGGAAGGAGGGAGAUGGGCAGGACAAGAGUGUCAACGGACAUGAAGAGUUGGAGGAACCGGAGGAGCAAGAUGAUGAACCUGAAGGUCCAGAGAUGAAUCUGUUGAUUCGAUUCCCAGACGGUGCCAAAGAACAUCUUAAUCUUCCAAGUACAUCUACCAUCAAGACUCUUCUUAAAUUUGUUAUAUCAAAAGGCAUAAAGUCUGGUGAUUUUGAGCUGGUGACAAACUUUCCACGAAGGCAGCUGCAUCUUCUCAGUCCAAACACCAAGUUAAAGGAUGCUGGACUCCAAGCCAAAGACACCUUGUUCAUACAUUGUGUAUAAGACCUACAUCAGGACUUUUCUCAACAUCCCAGUUACUAUGGAAACAGUGAUCGUGUACAUAUUCUGAUGUUAAAGGCAGCUAGUGCUCACUAACUUCAGGAAACAAUGUUAGUUACAUUGUGUUUGAACACUGCCAAACAAACAUCAGAAGAUCCAUUAUAUUAGUUGAACUCAGUCAGAUGGGGGCAGCUAUUGUUGACAAACAUCAAAGCAUCAGUCAUGUUGUUUACUGACCAACAUCGAGACAUUCAUCAUGGUUCACUGACCAACAUCCAUCAGAUUUGCUGGAAAACAUCACAACAUCCAUCGGUUUGCUGACAAACAGUACAACAUCCAUCGGUUUGCUGGAAAACAUCACAACAUCCAUCGGUUUGCUGACAAACAGUACAACAUCCAUCGGUUUGCUGGAAAACAUCACAACAUCCAUCGGUUUGCUGACAAACAGUACAACAUCCAUCGGUUUGCUGGAAAACAUCACAACAUCCAUCGGUUUGCUGACAAACAGUACAACAUCCAUCGGUUUGCUGGAAAACAUCACAACAUCCAUCGGUUUGCUGACAAACAGUAAAACAGCCAUUA